Microthlaspi erraticum is the source of this 339-nucleotide messenger RNA. NCBI's taxonomy places the organism in Eukaryota, Viridiplantae, Streptophyta, Magnoliopsida, Brassicales, Brassicaceae. The record is from the annotation of a GenBank genome assembly.
AUGAUGAUGAGAAGAAGAUCCCCUUUCUGCUUGGACAUCUUCUCCUUUUAUAGUUCUCCUGCGAGUGCUUGUAUCUCGCCUGCUUCCAUAAUCUUCGGGAUCUCCUGCUGCACGUGCUCCGGAUUUAGUGGAAUCUCCACCGAGCAACUAACUCCGGAUUUCUCGGGACUACGCCGAACGACCUUGACUGUCCUGAACGAUACCUCUUACGUACGAUCGAGCAAUCUUGACUUCGAACUUAGCUACAACGGGAUUUCCGUCGUUGCCGGAGCGAGAUCGUCGGGGAAAGUUGUUCCUCUGCCCUGGAAGAGGUUAGAGGUGUUGACUCGCUACGCGUAG